This is a messenger RNA of Trichobilharzia regenti, 2130 nucleotides long. Lineage: Eukaryota; Metazoa; Platyhelminthes; Trematoda; Strigeidida; Schistosomatidae. The record is from the annotation of a GenBank genome assembly.
AUGACUGCUCGGACUCCUUCAUCUGGAUUUCAUGAAGCAUCAUUUUCGGGAUUAUCUGAAGCGUCUAGUUUACCAGAUUGUUCAAGGUUUGGUGUACCAUCAGAUUCUAUGCCACAUACAAGUUAUUGUCAUUGCCAAUGUCAUCAACAUCAACGACCCCAUCUCCAUCUUCAUCAUCACCCUCAUCAUCAUGCGCAUCAUGACCAUCAUCAUCGUCACCAUCACCACCACCAUCAUCAUCAUCAUAGUGGUAGAAAGAAUCACGGGAAAAUGUCAAUUGAUGAUGAUAAGAAAUUCUCAUCAAAUCUUUAUACUCAUUCAUCAAAUCAAUUAACUGAUUUAGAACCAUGUUUCAAAUUAGAAGAGAAUGAAUUCAAUAUGAAUAAUGAUAAUAAUAAAAAUAAUCAUGAAGAAUUACAUCAGACAAUGAGAAAUAUCAGUAGUAGUGGAAGUAAUAGUAGUCACAGUAGUAAUGAUAGUAAUAGUAGUAGUUGUUCUUUGCAAUCAAUGAAAUGUACCCUACGAUGUUGUUCUCAACCAAAUGAUAAUACAAUCUAUGAUAAUAUGAAUUGUAAACAUUUAAUUCACUGUUCCAAUAAUAGUAAUAAUAAUGACGGUCAUGUUAGUAAACAGAAUAAUUAUCGAUCACUAUGUACACCUUUAGCUUGUACAAGUCUAACUCCGACUACUGCAAAUACUACUAAUAAUAAUAAUAUCAGUAGUAAUAAUGGUAAUAACAAUAACAACACCAACCAGUCAACGCCUUCCAGUGCCAUGACAACAACCGGAUUGAAACGUAGACGUGGACCAAGCGGUGAAUGUACUGAAUGCUUUGAUGAAUUACAUGAUAAUAAUAAUUAUAAUAAUUCACAUGAAGAAGACAAAGAACAAAUCCACGAUGAUAUAUUCCCAUGUGGAUGUUACUAUUGGAAGAGAAGUACAGAUCAAGUGCACAACAAUAAUAAUGAUGAUCACUUACGUAAUAUAUCUUCAGCACUGUUGAAUACAACACUAAAUGACAACAAUAAUCAUCCUAGUAGUAAUUGUAGACUAUCUACAACAGUUUGUUGUUCUUGUCAUGAAUUACAACAUUCACUAUUUUCUUUUUCGGAACACUAUCCAACGACAUCAAUCUACUCGUCUACAUCUUCUUCAUAUUCAUCGAGACAUUUAUGUAUGCCUGAAACAUGUGUUCAUCAAGAUGAUCCAACACUUAUUGAAGCUGAUUUCAUCAAUAACACUGAUGGUCAUGGUGAUGGUAAUGCAGAUGAUGAACAGAAUACUUCAACGUUAAUUAAACGUUGUACACAUUCGAAUACAAUGCCUCCUAUAAAUGUUGAUUAUAAUGAUAGUAAUAGUAACAAUAAUAAUAAUACAGAAACGAUGCAUGAUUAUUGUCCUAUGGAGUUAAUCAAUCCAUGUCAUAUUGGAUCACAUGAAGAUACGAUCAAGUGUAAUCCGUGUAAUAUUGUUAAUUAUGGACAAGAAUGCGAAUAUUCAUCCGGUGUAUUCUUUGACGACAGCUUCCCUCAUAAUCAUCAUCAUCACCAACAUCAACAUGCUCAUCGUUACACAUGUAGUGAGUUGGGUAAACUUUCUGAAAUGAUUGAAGAUGAAAAAGAACAUGAAACACCUGAAACUAUGAUUGAUGAAGGUGGUAUUUGUGGUAGUAAUCAUGUAUCCGAGGUCAAUUGGCAUCAUCCUGAAAUUUCAUUGACCUCUCCUCCAUCAAUUCAUGAUAUAACAUUUACACCGAUUUGUCCACCUUCACCACCACCACCACAACAACAACAACAACUACUAUCAACAGGAAUUCCUGUACACAAUCGACAUCAUGAUGAAGAUGAUGUUACUGGUCGACAAGUUAUCCUUUUCACGCCUUCACCGAUUGAUGGUUCAAACUUCUCAGAUGGGGGAGAAUCUGAGGAUAUUGAGACUAUUCUUUCACCUCAGAUGCCCAAUAGACAACGUAUUUUUUCUGAUUUCCCAAUUAAUGAAUCAAAUAAUAGUAAUAAUAAUAAUGACAAUAAUAAUAAUAUUAGUGGAAAUGAUAAUAAUAAUGAUAACAGUAGUAAACAGAUUUCAUCUUCUUUCAUUGAUCUUGACUUAGAAUUAAUUGAAAAUGACUAA